This is a messenger RNA of Coturnix japonica (Japanese quail), 3594 nucleotides long. RefSeq names its product DNA cross-link repair 1B (gene DCLRE1B). Gene Ontology annotation, biological process: telomere maintenance; interstrand cross-link repair; double-strand break repair via nonhomologous end joining. Gene Ontology annotation, molecular function: damaged DNA binding; 5'-3' DNA exonuclease activity. The record is from RefSeq and is a predicted model, not a curated record. Lineage: Eukaryota; Metazoa; Chordata; Aves; Galliformes; Phasianidae.
CGCACCGCGCAGCCGCCGCCCCGCCCCGCAUCGCCCCUCCCCUGCCCCGCAUGCGUGGAAGCAUUGAGCGGGAAGCUGCGGGUUGUUACCCGCUCCAUCCCCGCAUCCCAUCGCCAUGAACGGCACGUUGAUCCCCGGGACGCCCAUCGCCGUUGAUUUCUGGAGCGUGCGGCGUGCGGGGGGCGCACGGCUGUUCUUCUUAUCGCACAUGCACUCGGAUCACACGGUGGGACUGUCCAGCACGUGGAGCCGCCCGCUGUUCUGCUCGCCGCUCACCGCCCGGCUGCUCCAUCACCGCCUGAAGGUCCCCACGCGCUGGAUCCACCCGCUGGAGGUUGGGCAGAGCCACGCGGUGAGCGAGGAGGUGACGGUGACGCUGCUCGACGCCAACCACUGCCCCGGCUCCGUCAUGUUCCUGUUCGAAGGCUCGUUCGGCACCAUCCUUUAUACAGGUGAUUUCCGCUACAGCCGCUCCAUGAAGCUCGAACCAUCCCUGAGCGGCCGCCGCAUUGACCGGCUGUACCUGGACAACACCAACUGCCGCCUGCGCCGCUCACUGCCGUCACGGAGCCGUGCUGCACAUCAGGCUGCUCAGCUCAUCCGCCAGCACCCGCAGCACCGCGUUGUUAUCGGUGUGUACAGCCUGGGGAAGGAGGAGCUGCUGGUGGACCUGGCACUGGAGUUCGGUACGUGGGUCGUGGUGAGUCCGUCGCGCCUGGAGCAGAUGAAGCUGCUGGAGCUGCCCGAGGUGUUCACAGCGGAGGAAGGAGCCGGCAGGAUCCGAGCAGUGGAUGUCUCUGAGAUCCGCCGGGACACCGUGAUGAGCUGGAACGUGCUGCAUCCGACCAUCGCCAUCCUCCCCACGGGCAGACCUGUGAAGGUCACCCACCCCCAAAUCCACCUCGUCCCCUACUCGGAUCAUUCGUCCUUCUCGGAGUUGUGUGAGUUUGUGAAGUGGUUGAAGCCCUGCUCGAUCAUCCCGAUUGUGAAGGACAACAUGUGCUACGCUGCCUUUCAGAAAUACCUGAGUCCUGACCACCAGGCACUUCCUGGCCUUGGGAUUCCAAAGCCUCUGCAGGUACCUGCACAGCAGCAGAGCAAAACAAGGAAACAGAAACCCGUGUGCCUUGUAAAAAGAGCUGCCCAGCACUCUGUGCCCAAAGGAGUUGUUUAUGAGCCUCUAGAGGAAUGUGCUGAGCAAUCUGAGGGGCUCGGGGGUGUUACAGCUCCUCGGCAGCACUCCCACGAGUCAACUUUCUGCUCCCACGAAGAUGGUAUUUGUUUUUAUGACUAUGAGGAGGAAGAGCCAAGUGGAGAACAGCCAGGGGGAGCAAUGGCAGCUGGCACUGCCGGGCAGUCACUUGUUUCUGAUGAGGACUUUGAAAGUGAACUUGCAAAGCAAUAUUUACUCACUCCUUUAAAUGCCUUAAAGCAGAGUUCCUUCCAUAAGGCUGUAGAAGAUUUAUUUAGUAGGUGGGAGGCGUCCUGAAAAUUGUCUGUUGGGGCGAAUGCAGUUGAUGAGAACGAUUCUGAAAGCCUUCAAACUGCAUCCUUUCCUUUGUGAGCAGGUUUCUCAUCACAGGAGAGGAGCUCAGCUAUGAGGAUUUGGUUUUGGUUCCUCUUAUUAGAGGCAAAAGAGAAUCGAGGGCUAGUUAGUAGAGAUCACAUUUUUUGUUUAUUUAUCUUUGACUUUGUUGGGUCCCCAUUCUGUGCUCAGGCAACGUGGUCCCUCUGCAUUUCUGAACCAUUAAUCUCAUUUUUGCAGAGAUUUAUGUGUCUGUUGUGGCUGUAUCUACUGCUGGGUUGGUUCAUGUUGAGCAGCAGAGGGCACGAGCUGCCUGCAGCCUGAUGGGCUCACGUGUGAUGGAAGAAGUAACAAAGGGGAACUGGAGUCCUGCAGAUCUUACUCUACACAUCUAUGCUGCUUCAUUGACAUUCAUAUUUAUAAGUACUUUAAGAUGUGUUACAGAUAUUUAUUAGGUUAUAUUUAAAAGCUGGUGCUUAAAGAAAUGUAGAAGAUGAAGUGCCUUUCUAAUCGCUGAAAUACCUCCGGGCAGCACUGACUCUCUCACCUCUCAGCACUACUUUCAUAUUAAUUGUAAAUACACUUUUCAGGUCAUUGCCUGGAAAAGACAGGAUUUAUGUGAGUUCUUGACUUCCUGCAAUGGAAGCAUCUCACUGUCGUCUGCAAGUCCUGUUUUUCCCAGUGAAAAUUAAACUCCAGAGCCUUAUCAGGUCAGCAUGAAUGGAAGCACCUGCUUCUUGUAUAACAUCUGAGGCUGCCAGGGAAGUAACAGCCCUUUGUUUGCAGUAGUUUGUUACUGGAUGCCUUGGAGAUGCAGGCUGUGCUCGGGUGCUGUUGAAAUGUGAGUGACUCAUUGACAUGCAGGGUGAAACUGCUUGUACUCCAGAUUCCACUGUGCCGCUCUGAGCUGCAGCAUCUCCACUGCUUACAAGUAAUGCACAGAGCUGUGUCAGUGCUGCUAGUUGUUCUGCUUGCAACACGGCAGUGAGAAGCUGUAGCCAAGUGUUAUGGGGCUGCGUGUCACUCAUCCCUGCAGUAAAGUGCUCAGACCGAAGCCCUCUCAAAUCUAUCCAUGCAGAACAUGCUUGAGCUGUUUAUCUCUGCUCCACAGUUGAGAGCCAAGCCCCAGUGGGAUGAAACAGAGACCAUAGAGGAGCUCAAAGCAGAGCUGAGUUCCUUUUGGCAACAUUUCAGCCCUGUUUUAACAGGCUGUGAUCAAACACUGGUGUGUCACAAGGGCAGGGCAAGGCUUAUGGCUCUGGGAGCAGCUCUGCCCUCUCGAGCUCCUCCACACAGUGCAUUGCAUUGCAAUACUAUGGAUAUUGUUCCUAACUGCUUCCCAUGUUAAAGGCUCCAACACAACAACCUCCCUGCUUCUGAGCUGCUUUGGGUUGUUGUAGCCCAUGUUCCUGUGGCUGUUUUUCUAGAUAAGAACUGACAUAUCGGGGAAAUCUGUUCAUCUGGACAAACAUACUGGGGGUAUUUUGUAACGUCACAACAACCUGAAGCCUAAAAUCUCAGGUUUAGUGUGCGUUUUAAAGCCUAAAAUCCCAGGUUUUGUGCUCUUCUAAGAGCCCUUCUGAACGAAUAACUGGAAGUGUAGGAAAGGCGGGUGCCCUGAUCGUCACCUGAGCUGCUUUGACGUGAGCUGCUGUCUGCAUCCAGCUCUUUGGGCUGCAUUUGCAAUCCCUUCUGCUCCGUUUUUACCCUCUUGAAGUCCCUGCAGUGCCUGUUUUCCUUGCUGUUAUUUUGCACUCAGCUGAGCGCAGCCUCAAUGCAAACUGCCCUGAGUGUGCAAUGAUUGUUAGGGAGGAACCUGACCAGCCCUGCGAGCAGGUGCCUGUGCAGAUAAGGAGCAUAUUCUAUCUUGGUGUGUGUGCUCAGCUCCUGCCAUGCACAGCACAGUGCACAGCUCACCCUGUGCUUGUUUUCCAUGCCAACAUGCACACACAAUGCUUGUCGUGUUAUCAAACCAAGGCUGCCUUUAGGCUUUGCUGCUGUUUGUGGUCUCACCUGUGUGUUGACCCACACGAUGGCUGUGAGAGUAAACAUUAUGUGUUGUUCUGUGA